UGUUCCCUCCAGGUCUACAUCAUCAAGGUCACCUGGUCCAAUGGAGCCACAGAGGUCAUUUACCGACGGUACAGCAAGUUCUUCGACCUGCAGAUGCAGAUGCUGGACAAGUUCCCGAUGGAAGGAGGCCAGAAGGACCCCAAGCAAAGGAUCAUCCCCUUUCUGCCAGGGAAGAUCCUCUUCCGCCGGAGCCACAUCCGCGACGUCGCGGUCAAGCGCCUGAUCCCCAUUGAUGAGUACUGCAAGGCUCUGAUCCAGCUGCCUCCCUACAUCUCCCAGUGCGAGGAGGUGCUGCAGUUCUUCGAGACACGACCUGAUGACUUGACCCCCCCCAAAGAGGAGCCCAUUGGAAAGAAGAGGUCUGGAGCUGACUGUGCCUCGGCUGAGCCCCUGGUGCUGGAGCAGUAUGUCGUGGUGGCCGACUACCAGAAGCAGGAGAGCUCGGAGAUCAGCCUGUGCGUGGGCCAGGUGGUGGAUAUCAUUGAGAAGAACGAAUCAGGCUGGUGGUUCGUGAGCACGUUGGAGGAGCAGGGCUGGGUGCCAGCGACCUGCCUGGAGGCCCAGGAUGGAGUCCAGGAUGAGUUCUCCAUGCAGCCUGAAGAAGUGCCAUGGAGAUACUGGUCUCUGCCCAGGCACCUUGGCCGCCGCCGGACUCUUGGGGACUUGUACACCGGUGGAUGGGGUCAAGAGGAGAAGUACACGGUUAUUUACCCCUACACUGCAAGAGACCAGGAUGAAAUGAACCUGGACAAAGGGGCUGUGGUGGUGGUGAUCCAGAAGAACCUGGAGGGCUGGUGGAAAAUCAGGUACCAGGGCCAGGAGGGCUGGGCCCCUGCCUCCUACCUCAGGAAGGGAAAUGGAGAUGUGUUCCCUCCCAAGCUGGGCCCGGGCUCCUCUGCUCACUCCAGCGCCCUGGAUCUGGAUGGCAUCUCCCGGCAGCAGGCACUGGCCAGCAGGGACAAGGACGGGCUGGGGGGCCAGAGGGACGGGAGGCUCGAGAGCCGGCCCCUGCCCAGCGCCGACAUCCGCCGCAAGUCACCAAAGAUGAGGCAGAGGCCACCUCCUCGCCGAGACCUCACCAUACCCCGUGGUUUGAACCUGCCUAAGCCUCCCGUCCCCCCUCAAGUGGAAGAGGAAUAUUACACCAUCGCUGACUUCCAGACCACCAUCCCUGAUGGCAUCAGCUUCCAGGCAGGAAUGAAAGUAGAGGUUAUUGAGAAGAACCUGAGCGGCUGGUGGUACAUCCAGAUCGAGGAGAAGGAAGGCUGGGCCCCUGCCACCUUCAUUGAUAAAUACAAGAAAACCAGCAAUGCCUCCAGGCCCAAUUUCCUGGCUCCCCUGCCCAACGAGAUGGCGCAGCUGCGGCUCGGGGACACCGAGGGCAGCGAGGAGGUGACAGGGCCCUGCCGACCCCUGCCAGAGGCUCCUCCCAACGGCAUGGACUGCACUGGGAGGUGGGGCAAGGACUGGAAGGGGAAGGAGGCUCCUGACAGCGGGGACCUGUCCCUGGCUGGGGGCUACGAGGAGAUCUCGGACCGCGACACGGAGGAGAAGCCCAGCCUUCCACCCAGGAAGGAGUCCAUCAUUAAAUCAGAAGGAGAGUUACUGGAGAGGCAGAGACCUCCCCCCAAGCCCCCAGGCAUGAUUUUGCCCAUGAUCCCACCCAAGCAGUCGGCAGCCCCGAAGGACAGCAAGAAGCCGGAGCUGAAAGCGGAGAAGGGCAAACACUUCCAGCUGAAAAACGAAAUGGGACUGGAAUGUGGACACAAGGUGUCGGCCAAGGAGGUGAAGAAGCCAAACCUCCGGCCCAUUGUCAAGCCAGCGAAGCCAAAAGCUGAGCCUUUGGAAGACAAACCUGAGCCCAUCACCCAGAACCCGUUCUUGAAGUCGAGACCUCAGAUCAGGCCAAAACCCGCUGCGUGUCCCCGGACUGACCCGCCCCCAGCCGAUGACAGACUGGACAUUUGCAGCCUGCGCAGCAAGCUGAGACCUGCCAAGUGCCCAGAGAAACCCUCGGAGCAGGACCCCGCUGCCGGGGACAGCUCCUUCAGCAACGCCACGCUCUGUUCCGAGCCCUGCGGCAGGUUCCCGGAGCGGCCGGGCACCGACAGCAAAGCCCUGCCCAGGGUGGACGGUGCCCCCAGAGAGGCACUGCCCAAAUCUGCCCUGGGCCCAGCAAACCCCCCCUGUGCCAGGGACGCCCCUCCGCAGCGCCCGGUGGUGCCACCUCGCAGGCCACCCCCUCCCAAGAAGACGGGGGCUCCUGCAGGUGUCCCCGCCGAGCCCCGCGCCCCGGCACGGGAAGCUCCGGAGGUCAGGCCCUCUGCAGUGCCAGGGAGGCCCAUGCUGGUCCCUCCCAAAGCCAAGCCCUUCCUCUCCGCCUCCAUGCAAGACGAAGCCAAAGCCAGAAGCAGCAUAAACCCAAAGGUCAUCUCCAAGCCCGUGGAGAGGGGCGAGGCCAAGGAGAGGAGCUCAGCCCCCGGCUCCAGCCCGGACGUCUCCAGGGAAGCUCUCUACGUGGCAGUGGCGGAUUUUGAAGGUGACGAGGAGACCAACAGCUUCAGAGAAGGGACUUUGUUUGAAGUUCGUGAGAAGAACAGCAGUGGCUGGUGGUUCUGCAAGGUGCUGGCUGGGGGGCCGUGCUGGGAGGGCUGGAUCCCUUCCAAUUACCUGCGGAAGAAGCCGUAGCCGCUCCUCGGCCUGCGCGGCCGGAGGCUCCCUGGUCUCUCACCUGAGUAUUUAAUGAGCAGAUUAAUUUAUAGUUUUCUGUAAGGCUGGCUUGAAAAGAAAAGCUAAUAAUUGAGAUGCCACGCCUCCCAGCUGGAGCCCCUGGGCAGCAGCUGGAGGGAGCAGCUCGGCCUCCUCUCCCCACCCUCCUCCUCCUCACAUUCCCCUUGGCUCCCGUGGCUCUCUGUGCUGGGGAAAUGGACCUUGAGUGAUAUUCUGCCACCUGUGUGGUGAAUUGGAGAGAAAUCCAGCAGCAGCCAGGUGGAAUGGUACCAAUGAAGGAAAUCACAGAAGGAUUUGCCUUUCCCUGAAGCUUAGGGUCAUGGUGAAGCGUUGCAGGGCACGGUGCUUAGUCCAGGGGUGGAGCAGAGCCACGGGGAACGAGGUAAAAAGGAGGAAUGAUUGCUGAGAACAGGUUCCUGUGGCUCUGUCUCUGGUUAAGGGCUGUGCCAUGCUCCCCCUGCACAGGGAUCAUCCCUUGGUCCUUCCCUGCUCUACAAUGACAAGUGUUAACUUCAACAUCCUCCUGGUGGAAGAAAAAUAAGGACAAAUACACCCUCAUUUAACAGCUCCUGUCUGUGCUGGUCCAGGACAGCUCUCAGGCUUCUCCCCUGCAAUACUGCAACCAAACAUCAGAGGGGUUUUGCUUCCGGAGCUGAGGAAUUCUAUGCAAGGCACAGAGGACCAGAACAGCCCCAAAACCCCUGGAAAAGGGAUGCUUUGCUCUCCUCCCCACACAGACUGCCCUGCCCUGUUGGACUAGGAGGGGACCACCCCUUCCCACGACCCACUGAGCUCCCCGGGCUGGCAGCCGGGAGCGGGGUCCUUCCCUUGGUGCUGAUAUUAUCAAGUGCAAUCCAGAAUGUGGGAGCUCAGCUCCUCAUCACCACCAGUUCUGAGGUGUGUCUGGUGCUCAGGGGCUGCCUGCCUUGUUUGUCACCCCACCUGCCUGUCCUCCAGGUUCUUGCACUUCACCCUGUGGGCCAGGUUGGCUUGGAGGGGUUUCUGGGCAAGCAGAGCCUGGGGUUUUUCCAUGCUGACAUUCCUGCCUUGCCCUCAGUGCUGCUUUUCCCAGCAGGAGGAUGAGCAUGGAUGUGCUGUUGUUCCCCAGUGCUCCUUUCUUCCUUUCUGUCCUUGGCUAUUUGCAGCUUCAGGGCCACAUUUCUCUCCAGAAGAGCUUUAAACCCACACGUCUGUGGGUUUCACAGAGACACAGAAUUGUUGGGGCUGGAAGGGAUCUCUGGAGAUCAUCCAGUCCAGCCCCCCUGCCAAGGCAGGGUCAGGUUUGGUGUUGGCCAAGCCCUGUUGCCCUCUCUGGUCUAAUUGCAAGUGUGAGCAAUGCAGCCACAUUGUUUUGCUGCUGAAAAUAAUGACAGUUUUCCCUCUCAUUUGAGGCUGGCUGGAUUGAAGGAGCGUUUUCCACUCCCCCAGAGGCUCACUUCCUUCUCUGUCCCAUAUUUUCCACCCUGGGAAGGUGGAGUUGAAGAUCCCUCUGUCUGCAUACAGAAGAAAAGAGGGGUGCCUCUGGCCAGGAUCACUCUGGGGAUGGCAGUAUUUGAUCUGACAGAGAAGUCCUGCCCAUCCUCAAAUCCAGCAGCCCCAAAAUUCAUUUUUAGCCAUGGGAAUUCAUGCACCCCGGCGUGUGGCUGAUUCCUCUCCCUCCCACCUGCAGUUUUCUCUGGUGGCACAUCAGCCCCUGAUCAGGCUGACUCACCUGAGCUGGCAAAAAGCAGCGCAUUUGCAAGCCAGUGCAAUAACAAAGCUCCUGCUGGCACAUCGGGAGGUGUUGAUGUGCUCCCGGGAGAGCUGCAGGGUGGGUUGAGCCAGCGCUGCCUUCGCUCUGCCUGGCUCCACUCAAUCCCUUCUGCUUUGGGAAGGAGUGGGGACAGGAUGAGUUAAGCCAGAGCUGCUCCACAGCCAAAUCCAGCUCCCACGGAUUCUGGGAAGGGGCUGGAGCUGCACUCUUGACACAGGGUGCAAGGGCUGGGUGUCCUUUGCCCGGGCACCGUGUCCUUGCUCUGCUGAAUGGCCUUUUCAUCUCUGCUCUCCUCAGACAGGGCUGUGCUGUUUGUGUGGCCUCACCUCUCAGUGAGGGCUCUUCCCUCUGGCCUGAGCCUCGGAACUGCUCCUGCUCCAUUUUCCUGACACAAGUACUGUAUUUGGCUUGCUGAGUGCGUGACAGGAUCACUCCCUCCUUCCCAAAGAGCUUCCAGGAGGGAUCACCCUCAGGAGGUGCCCACACCUGCAGCCUUACCCCCUUUUCCACCCUCCUGCCUGCCCAGGGGCCUGGCCAAGCUCCUGUGGGGAAGAUGCUGGAGCCACAGGGCUGGCAGGGCUUUGUCCCCCAUCUGAUUUGUGCCCCCGGUCCUGCAGCCACCUGUGCCCCAAGCCAGGCUGCCUCUCCUCCCUGUGCCUCCUGCUGCCCGGUGAGGAGGAGGAGGGUGCCCAAAAGCACCCCAAACUCGGAUGUAGCCCCCAGCAGGCACAGCCCAACCUCCCAGAGCAGCCCUGAGCUCAGGGCUGGUGCCAAGGGGCCCAGGGGCUGGGAUCUGGGGACAGGCAGGGCUGGGCACAUCCUGGGUGGGCAUCAACCCUGCGGUGCCCAGCUCCUGGCAGGCUCCCUCAGCCCCUCUGGUUGUCCACGUGUCUCUAUAUUCUGUAAUGUGUAUAAAUCUCCAUUACUGUGGGUGGGUGGGGGGCAGCAGAAGGUAGAUGUAGCUGUGUCCAUGCCCUGUCUAUACCUUCACCUUUAAGGGAUGGAUUUUUAUUAUUUUUUUUUUAAUUUGCUGGGUUUGGGGUUGUUGUUUUGUUGUUUUUUGUUUGUUUGUUUUUUUUUCCUUUAGUUUUCUUUUUUAAAGAAAUAAAAAGAAACUGCUUGACUGGUUUCAAGCACCCUGGUGAA
Cyanistes caeruleus (blue tit) is the source of this 5629-nucleotide messenger RNA. The record is from RefSeq and is a predicted model, not a curated record. NCBI's taxonomy places the organism in Eukaryota, Metazoa, Chordata, Aves, Passeriformes, Paridae.